Molecule: messenger RNA, 327 nt
Organism: Lecanosticta acicola
Lineage: Eukaryota; Fungi; Ascomycota; Dothideomycetes; Mycosphaerellales; Mycosphaerellaceae
Source: the annotation of a GenBank genome assembly
AUGCUGCAAGAUACACCACUACAACACUUCCACAAUAGUCUCAGCAUGGCCGGCACUCAACUACUGGGAAUCUAUCAGUCCUCAACGACAACUCACACUUUCUCUUCGGAGCUCCCUCCGCUUCCCCAGGGAGGAGGCAGCGUAGAAGAGAAGACCUCCUAUCUCUCCGCGCUGCGCGCCAACGUGUCGAAGUUGCAGGGCGAUGUGAACGCUUUCUUGACGCAAAAGAUGGAGGAGGACAAAUCGAAUGAGAGGAGCUCGAAGAAGCGGGACGAAGAGAAGGAAGAGGAGAUGUAUGGCGAGGAGGACCCGGAGAAGGAGGGAUGA